GUGUAGAUGCAGUGAAAUGGCUGAAGCCACUGUUUCAGAGGAGCAGUUCAUCUGUCCAGUGUGUCUGGAUCUCCUGAAGGAUCCAGUGACCAUUCCCUGUGGACACAGUUACUGUAUGAGCUGCAUUACAGACUGCUGGGAUCAAGAGGAUCAGAAGAGAGUCUACAGCUGCCCUCAGUGCAGACAGACCUUCAGUCCAAGACCUGCUUUAGCUAAAAACACCAUGCUGGCUGAAGUGGUGGAGAAACUGAAGAAGACCGAACUAAAAGCUGCUGUUCCUGCUCCACCUGGAGACGUGGAGUGUGACAUCUGUACUGGGAGAAAACUCAAAGCCGUCAAGUCCUGUCUGGUGUGUCUGGAGUCUUACUGUCAAACUCACUUUGAGCGUCAUGAGGAGUUUCGCUCAGGAAAGAGACACAAAGUGACUGAUGCCACUGGACGACUGCAGCAGAUGAUCUGCUGUCAACAUAAUAAGCUUCUGGAGGUUUUCUGUCGUACUGACCAGCAGUGUGUUUGCAUGAUGUGUGCAAUGGAAGAACAUAAAACCCAUGAGACUGUAUCGACUGCAGCAGAGAGGACAGAGAAAGAGAAACACUUGAAGGAGACACAGAGAAAACUCCAGCAGAGAAUCCAGCAGAGACAGAAAGAUCUCCAGCAGCUGAGAGAGGCUGUGGAGGCUCAUAAGCGCUCUGCACAGACAGCAGUGGAGGACAGUGAGAGGAUCUUCGCUGAGCUCAUCCGCUCCAUUGAGAGAAGCCGCUCUGAGGUGACACAGCGGAUCAGAGAUCAGGAAAAGACUGCAGUGAGUCGAGCUGAAGGACAAAUGGAGCGACUGGAGCAGGAGAUUGAAGAUCUGAAGAGGAGAAACGCUGAGCUGGAGCAGCUCUCACUCACAGACGAUCACAUCCAGUUCCUGCAGCGUCUUCAGUCUUUCUCAGCUCCUCCUGAAUCUACAGAAAACAUCUCUGUCCGUUUCCUCGUUUCUUUUGAUGGCGUGAGAGAAUCUGUCGGUCAGCUGAGACACAAACUGGAGGGUUUCUGCAAAGAGGAGAUGAAAAAUCUAUCUGUCCCUCACAGUAACAUUGUUCCCGGGACCAGAGAGCAUCUCCUACAAUAUUCCCAUCAGCUCACUCUGGAUCCAAACACUGCACAUAAAUGCCUCAUUCUGUCUGAAGGGAACAGAGUGGUGACUUGCACUGGCACAGUCCAGCCGUAUCCUGAUCAUCCGGACAGAUUUGAUUAUUAUCCUCAGGUGCUGUGUACAGAGAGUGUGUGUGGACGCUGCUACUGGGAGCUGGAGUGGAGUGGAUCUGUAUAUGGUGUUGGUAUAUCAGUGUCAUAUAAGAGCAUCAGCAGGAAGGGAUCGGGUUAUGAGUGUUUCUUUGGAUUUAAUGAUCAGUCCUGGAGUUUGUCCUGCUCUCCCUCCAGUUUCUCAUUCUGGCACAAUAACAAGCAGACUAAACUCCCUGUUCCCUCCAGCUGCAGUAGAAUAGGAGUGUAUGUGGAUCACAGUGCAGGAACUCUGUGCUUCUACAGCGUCUCUGACACAACGAGCCUCAUCCACACAGUCCAGACCACAUUCACUCAGCCGCUCUAUCCUGGGUUCAAUGUUUAUGGUCGUCAAUCAUCAGCAAAACUAUUAGAAGUAAGUAAUAUGUAGAGAUUUUACACAUUGUACUGCUAUAUGCCAAC
This is a messenger RNA of Sinocyclocheilus grahami, 1692 nucleotides long. RefSeq names its product tripartite motif-containing protein 16-like. The transcript has 6 exons. Lineage: Eukaryota; Metazoa; Chordata; Actinopteri; Cypriniformes; Cyprinidae. The coding region runs from base 17 to 1660 and encodes 547 amino acids. The record is from RefSeq and is a predicted model, not a curated record. Gene Ontology annotation, molecular function: protein binding; zinc ion binding.